This is a messenger RNA of Procambarus clarkii (red swamp crayfish), 10368 nucleotides long. Its product is annotated as zinc finger CCCH-type antiviral protein 1. Lineage: Eukaryota; Metazoa; Arthropoda; Malacostraca; Decapoda; Cambaridae. Gene Ontology annotation, molecular function: NAD+ poly-ADP-ribosyltransferase activity; metal ion binding; NAD+-protein mono-ADP-ribosyltransferase activity. The record is from RefSeq and is a predicted model, not a curated record. Gene Ontology annotation, cellular component: nucleus.
GAGAGAGAGUAGGACGCGAGGCAUCUGUCUGUAGGAGUCAGCACCGUCCAAUACCCGUCCCAUACCUCUGUCUGUCUCACUACACCUUCCCCCAGUACACCCACUACACCCUGCCACUGUCAUCCCCAGCCUACACCACCAACAGUUAAAGUGAUAAAUAGUGUCUUACUGCAGCUAACAAAAUGGGCGAGCAAGGUGGCAAAAAGGGAAAAAGCAUCGAUCCUGAUGUCAUAAGAUUUGAGGAACGAGCUAGAAAUUUGGAACGUGCAGCUCAGGACAUGCAGAAAAUGCUGCAGAAGAUUGCAUCAGAGAAAUCAGCAUCUUCAACAUCCCCUGAAAGAUCUGCUAGCAAGAAGAACAAAGGCAACAGAGGUAGCAAGUCCAUGAUGAACUUAAGCUCUGAUGAGAGUAAUAAGCAGUCUAAGGAAUUUAGAGGGCGGGGAAGGCGAGGGAAUUCACCACAACAUCCCGGGCACAGACAGAAUGCUCCACAACAUCCCGGGCACAGACAGAAUGCUGGCCUUUUGGGCCGUGCUCCACCUUAUCAAGAUGGUAGUCAGUUUGGCUUUGGGUUACAUCAUGGUAUGAUGCCUCAGGGUCCACCACCUAACUACUAUCCAUCACAUCAAAGCCCUUCUGACUAUCAAGGGCAGAUAAAUCCUCCACAGUAUGUACCUUACUCUGGCAGUGGAGGAUAUAAUCAACCACCUCCCUCAUAUGAGGAAGCAAAUAGACAAAAUCAUUCUAGUAAAUCUAAAAACCGUAAUACUACAGGACUAACUCCUGAAGCCUUGGUGAAAGCCAUUGUUAUGUUUGACGGGCAGUGGAGCACAUCUGAUACACUGAGUCGUCAGGUUCAAAAGAGUGAGCAGGAAAUUGCAAUGGUGGUGAAGUCUCGUAAGGAUUUAUUUUCCUUUGUGGAAAAGGACAGGGGGCUAGUGAUUGAACUUGUUCCCAAAUUAGUCUUAUGCUCACAACACUUGUCUGAAAAUGGCUGCUUGUCUCGUGAUUCAUGCAAAGAUCUUCAUAUGUGUAAAACCUUUGUAACAGCAUUUUGUGAUGCUGGUGCAUCAUGCCAGUACGGGCAUCGAUGGGAUACUAAUCACAAUACUCCCAUACUCUCAAAGUUAUACUUAGACUUGAUUGAUAAACGUGUCUUACAUCAAGUGAUGAGGAAGGUCUGUAAAGGAAAUGCUUCUAUAAUUUGUGCCUUUUAUAAUAGCAAAAAUGGAUGCAAGAAGAAUGAGAAAUGUGGUUUCAUCCAUAUCUGUAAAGAUUAUGUGAUGAAUUGUGGAAAAUGUUCAAUAUCAGAUUGCUCCCUUAACCAUGAUAUCCUUACUGAUCACUGUAAAAAGCUGCUGAAGAGAUUUGGUAUUUCCAUAAACGAGAGUCCACGUGAUAUUUUGAUAAACCUAAUGUCUCAAAUUCAGCGUCAGGAAGACCAGUCUUCUACUGGAUCAUCCGGUACAAAGAUUGAAGGAAAAGUAGAGAAGGAUAAAAAAUGUGUUGAGAAGAAAAGUAAAGACAAAGAUAGUGAUCAGUCUUCAACUGCACCAGAGAAGACAAAAAGUGGAACCAAAAAGAAAGAUAAAAAGUCAGAUGGAAGAAGCAAGCCAAUGGAUGACAGUCAGGAUGAUGAACAGUCUCCUGUGUCUCCAAGGAAGACAAAAACUGGAGGAAAACACAAGGGAAAAAAGAGCAGUGUUAAUAAAAGUGAAGAUAAAGAAAAUAAUGGAGACAGUGACCAGGCUGUGUCAGGUAAGACAUCUGGGAAGGACAAAAGUGGAGGAAAAAAGAAAAAAGGUAAAAAGGCCAACGAUAGCAGUAAAGGUGACGAUAGUGAGGACUCCUCCUCUUCAGACAGUGACGCUCAUUCUCAGCAUUCUCAUGAUAGAAGUCAGGUAAAGAAUAAAAAAGUAGUGGGAGAUGACAGCAGUAAGAGUAAACGGAAAAAGAGAACCACCUACUAUUCUUCUGAUGUUUGUGGUGAUGUUCAAGUACCUGAGAUAUGUCUUUUUGCUGUUAAUGAUAAGUGUAUCAAUGCCAAGAAGGGUUGCAAAUAUCUACACGCAAAAAGUUUGUUUCAUUGGCAGUUUGAAAGAAAUGAUAAAUGGUAUAAUUUUCGCAUAUUUCAAUCCAAGGCACUUGAAAAUGCUUACAGAGAUGUCUCCAAAGGGAGUAUCCAGAUACCUUCCCUUGACCCAAGCAAGCUGGAAUCUAAUGCUAAAGAACUCCUCAAUAUUUUGGGGACUGAGUUAUGGACAGCUAAUUUUAAGGACAUGACCAUGAAUGAUUCUUCAGGAUCAGCUCAGCUUAAAAUUCGACGCAUCUCAACUCGUUCUGCAGGAGACUUUGACAAUCCAAAAUCUACUGUGUAUGAAUGGUACUUUAUUGAUGAGCAAGGCAAAUGGAUCUCUUAUGGUCAGGCUGAUAGUCUGGGUAAUCAGGAACUUGUCUGCAACGUCACCUGUGAGGACAUUGAAAAGCAAUAUUUGUCAGAUCCUUCCUCGUCAAUGGUAAUCAGUAAUUCUCAAUACAAGUAUUGCUUGAAUUUUGCCCAAAUGACCCAGACUAACCUCAAAACAAGUAAGGUGAGGGAAAUCCGCAGACGCCCAUCACGACUCUCCUAUCAGAAAAAGUCCUCUAGCUCAGACCAGACUUCUGUUCCUAAUAAUUGGCUUGUGAUGGGUGGGAAUCAGACUCAUGUCCUUGUUCCUUUGGACCCUGGUAAUAAGGAAUACCAGGAGGUUGCAAGUCGUUUGCGCCUCACGCUUCCCAAUGCUAAUGUACAAAAAAUUGAAAGAUUGCAAAAUCCAUAUCUAUGGCGCCUUCUGCAGUACAAAAAGGCAUCCUUAUCAAGCAGGUAUGAUGACAACCAGUUGAACAUUCAGAGAUUGUUUCAUGGGACUGACCCUGACAAGAUUGACACCAUUUGUAAAGAAAAUAUUGACUGGCGCCAGGGAUCUACCAUCCAGCAGAAUUUUGGAAAAGGCACAUAUUUCUCCAAUAGUGCUGCAGUUGCCCGUAAUCACUCUACCCUAACUCUGAGUGGUCACUACGUAUUGAUAUUGGCAGACGUUAUCAUUGGCUCUGUGGUUAGGGGAUCACCAACCCUCACCCGUCCACCAACAAAUAUUUCCACCAAUUUACUCUAUGACACAACUGUAGAUGAUGAGCAUGCUCCAACUAUCUUUGUUAAAUAUGAUAAAGAAGAGUAUUACCCGGAGUAUAUUAUUGAAUUCUUUUAAAAGGCAGUAAUUAUGAGAUUUGUAUUGUACUUCCUCUGCAUAUUUUGGAGACACUAAUUCUUGUUGCAAUAGUCUACUACCAGUUAAUAAGCAGAUUGUUGUGUUGUGGUUACAGUACUCUACAAUGGUCCAUCUAAUUACCCAAAGCUUCCUAGUAUUAUGCAAGUAAUGAAGAAAUAUGAUAUAUUUACUCACUAUAAUGUUGGUGCUGAAUGUAGAACAUGAAAAACUUAUUUGUACUCUGAAAUAAUAUAAUUUUAUAAUGAAAUUGAGUACAUGUAAUUACCCAAAGCUAGAACAUUGUCGCUUGAAGCGUUCACUUCCUGUGCCGUCUCCUGCCACUUAGUUUCUAAUAUUUUUGUUAUAAAAUUAUAUUAUUUCGGAAUAAAAAAAAGUUUUUUCAUGUUCUACAUUCAGCAUCAACAUUAUAGUGAGUAAAUAUAUCGUAGUUCUUCAUUACUUACGUAAUUCUAGAAAGCUUUGGGUAAUUAGCCAGACGCCUCUGCAUGGCCUUACAAGUGGGAGGACCUGGGGGUUCAAAUCUUGUGCAGUGAUGUGAUUGUUUAGUGUUUCUUCACACUAAUUGCCCCUGUGCAUCACUCCAUCAAUUAUCGUAAACAUGGAUGUAAAAUGAUUGGUGAAUUUUGUUCCAACUGCUUACAGUACCAGACCAGAGGCCUAAACAUUUUUUUGUAGAUGAUGUUAUAAUUAUGAUCUCUCAAAAUGGAAUUUUUUGUAAUAAUGUUUUAUUGUUUACAAACUUUACAUGCUGUGUAUUUUUGUUCUGUAUAAAAUACUUUCCUUUCAGCAAUUGUUGUACUUUUGAAUACUUUUGAGUAAUGAUGCAGUAUGUAUUGUGGUGCAUCUUAAUACAGUGCUGUACCUAGAGGACAGCUUGGUAACGGGAUCAUGGAAACAUUUAAUGUUCCUAACAUAACUAUUCAGCCUUUGCCUCUCACUUCAUAAGGUUUGGUCAACUGACUCACCUGUGAAGACAUUUGUUGCUCAAGGUUAAAGACUGAACAAAAAAAAUGUAAUUUUAUUGUUGUAAACUCUGGUGUAUGGGCCUUCAAUUCCCAAAAUGAUUGAUAAAGGUUAGUUUAAGACUGAUUGGUCUUAUCAGUUAUCUUGUUUCUUUUUUUUCAAAUGAUGGCUUUCAUAUGGUGUGGUUAAACCAUAUUCUCAUUAGAGGCAUUCCACUAGGGGAGGCAUCCCUAGUGGGAAAAUUGUACCCGUCAUGCUUAAUUUGUUUCUUGUGGUUUUUAAGUGGGAACUAUUGUGUGCUUGAUUACUGUAUUGGUGUCGUGCAAUGGGAGCUGAACCGGUGGCUGAAACUCGAGUUAAUCACCACCUCAGUGCCUUGUCAUGACUUGAAACCUCCAACAUUUAUAUAUAAUAAGUUAUUUGAAUAUUUAAUAAAUCAUUAGAAUAUUUGAUAAACUCGUUAGAAUAUUUGAUAGAUCAUUUGAAUAUUUAAUAAAUCAUUAGAAUAUUUGAUAUAUUAUUAGUUUAUUAUUUAAUACAUCAUUAAGGUUGAGUACAGUACUGAAGUCAUUAAGGAUUGCAAAUGUGGUGCCACAUUUUAAGAAAGGAGUUGGAUCACUUGCAUCAAACUAUCAUCCAGUUAGCUUAACGUCUAUUGUAGGAUAGUUACUUAAAUCAACAAUUGCAGUCAAUGAUCACAAGAGCCAUUGGAUUAUACCUGGAAAAAUAUAGAUUAAUAUUGGAGUCACAACAUGGUUUUACUAAGGGUCACUCAUGUUUACAAAUUUACUCUAUUUUUUCCCCAGUAUAUUUCAAGCAGUUGAUAGUGCGAAGGAUUGCAAGUGUAUCUUCACUUCAGCAUGGCCUUUGAUACUGUACGCCUUAAAAAAGUUUGAAGUACUGUAAAUAGUAUAAGGGGGAUGUGUUGAGGGUAAUGGUAUCUUAAAAAGAUAAAAAUUAGAUGAUUAUUUAGCAGAAAGCAUGGAGUUAAGCUGGACUGGAAAACUGUUGGAGUGCCCCAGGGUUCUGUCCUGUCCAAGGGCUUGUGUUGCAUACCAUAUACUGUAUAUUUAUUAACAAUUUAGACACAGGAUUGAACAGUAACAUUUGCAAACUUGUGAACAAUACACAAUAAGGGUGGGAAAUAUAUUCAGAAAAAGGCAAUAUCACUACAAGAUCUAUAGAGGCUUUCAGAAUGGACAAAGGAUUGACAAGUGUAAUUUACCUUAGGGCCACUAACUCACUAGUGGCCUCGACAAGGACAAGAAGCUGGUGACUUGUCAAAGGUCCCUUAUUUGUCCGGGUGAGUUUUUUCUAGCUGGAUUUUAAAAUAAACAGCUUUGGCGAGUAGGCAGUUCCAUGGGUUUUCCUGAAUUUACCUGAGGGGCCACUAACACUAGUGGCCUCGAUAAUGACAAGAAGCCUGUACCUUAUCAAAGGUUCCCCCCCCCCCAUUUGCCUGGAUGAACAUAAACCUGUGAGUGAAAAAAGUAUCUCUUGUUACCAGUCCAACAUUGUGGCUUGUUGAGCUUGAAAUUGUUACUCCUUGUUUGUGUUACAUCUGACCUUCUGAAGAAAUUGCCUGGUUCAACUUCCUACAAAUUGUUCAGUAUUUUAAAAGGUUCAGUGAGAUUCCACCCUGUCAUGCCUGAUUUGCAGUGUUCUUAGCCCUGUGAGGCCCUUGACUGUUCCUGAUGUGAGAGUUGACUGAGCUCUGAAAUGGUUUUUGUUGUUUUGUGUUGAACUUUCUCCAGAGCAGCUAUGUCCUUCUGAAGAUGUGGUCUCCAUCCUGUCUCUACAGAAUCGCCGUGAUCGCUACUGUCUUCGCUACCUUGCGUGGCCCCUACAACACCCUCACUCUCAUUUAUGUCAUACUUUGACUACCUCUCCUGUGGGCCCUGUUCUGUUUCACCACCUUACCCUUUCUGUACGAUUGUCUCACUUGCAAGGUUCUCCCUCUAUUUGUAUUACCAAUAUUUCUCCUAAUGUCGUUGCAUCCUUGCCCCCAUGGAGGGUCCCCUUUCCUAAGUUUUGCAAUAUCUUGACCCACAUAACAAAAGCUUUUACCCCUCCUACAGUUCUGAAAUGCCUUUUCCUUACUUUUCUUCACACUACCGCUCCAUUUCCAUCUUCACAAAUGGGUCUAAGUCUGCUGACGGUGUAGGCUACUCUUGUAUUUCCUGAUCACACCUGUAUGUGUCACCUGCCCUUGGAGACUAGCAUCUUCACAGCAGAAUUUUAUGCAAUUUUGUAUGCUCUUUAUCAACUGCUUUCUUGUUGUCAAUCUUCCUUUGAUGUUGUAGUUGACUCUCACAGUGCCCUCAUGACUCUGGAGUCCUUUAAGCUUGUCCAUCCUGUGGUAGUCGUAAUUCAACAUUGGCUGUUUAUCUCCAGCAGAUUUAAGGCAGUCGAGUGUUGCUGGGUUUCCAGCCAUAUUGGUGUUUCCUUAAAUAAGCGUGCGGACGGUGCCGCUAAGGAGGCUAUCCGCACUUGUCCCAUUUCCCACAAAGGUGUUCCUUAUUUCGACUUCUACCCAGGUAUUUAUUCCUUCAUCCUUGCUCAUUGGCAGUGUCAUUGAUCUUCUGUUACUGCAACAAACUGCGUGCUCUUAAGGGUAGCGUCUCCCCCAUGGCCUUCCUCCUCCCACAGUAACUGGCGGUGGGAAACGACUCUGGCAAGGUUAUGUAGUAGCCAUACAUGUUUAACUCACGGUCACCUAAUGGAGUGCCACCCUGCUCCUUGUUGUCCGAACUGCACUGUCUCUCUUAUGGUCAUGCAUAUCCUUGUUGAAUGUCCUAACUUCCAGGACGUGCUUGCGUCUUGCUUCCUAACUGUCCCUCGCAGUCACAUGUCCCUUAAUAGAAUUCUUGGUGAAUCAUACCUUUGAUAUCGUUUGCCUUAUGUGCUUUUGUUCUCGUAUUGCCAUCCUUAGUGAUACUUAGUGUCUUUUUGAAUAUACUGCACAUUUGAUGGUGCUACAUAGCCUCCCUGGCUUGGUGCCUUCUUUUGAUAAUUACUGUACUUCCUUGCAGGUGUGUGAUGUCAAGCUGAUCAGACAGUAGUUUUCUGAUGAGCACUUUCUGCUUCUUUUUUUAUAUAAAUAGGGGUAACAUUAGCAUAUAUCCAAUCUAGGAGGACUCUCUUGGUCCAGGGAUUUUGUGAAAAGUAGUUUCAGCAGUUGGCAUAGUUCUUCUGUCAGUUCCUUAUGACUUCAGAUUGGAUUCCAUCCACACCUGGGGCUUUUUAGUCAUAAUUUGUCAAUGCUCUUCCUGAUUAUGUCGCAUGUUUUGGGUAUAUACAUAUAUAUCCCUUAUUUCAUUCUCUUCACCUCUGUCAAACAUUAGUGUGGGUGAUGUCAUCUAACCUUUCUACUCUACUGUGAACAUUAAUGUAAAAUAUUAAUUCAGAGCAUUUGCUACUCUUUUAUUGUCCAUUAUAACUUGAUUAGUCUCAUCUUUUAUGGGUCCUACUGAGUCCUUUGUUUUGGUUUAAUUCUUAUAUAGGCAUAGAACAAUUUUGGAUCCUUCUUUAUGUUUUGGGCAAAUUUUCUUUUGUAGUUUUGUUUGGCUAAUCUGAUUUCCUAGGUGGCCGAGUCUAGUGUGCUUUUAUAUAUCUCAUAAUCAAUGAUGUUAAUCGUGGAUUUAUACCUAAUCUAGAGAGUCCUCUUAGUUAGCAAUGCUCAUUUUACUACCUGUGUCAUCCAUCUAGUCCUUUUUUUCUUUCUCCUUUUUGGCACACACAUUUUUGAACGACUUCAGUGAUGACGUUGAAAUUUUUCCCAUGAUGCUUCCAUGCCAUGUUCACUUAUCAGCUGCCUCCAGAAGGUGUGUUGCAGUUCCUCUUUCAUUCCUUGAAAGUCUGUUUGAUGGGAAUCUAGAAAUUUAUCUAUUUUUAACAAACAGUAUUGCAAGAAUUUUACAAGAUUGUUCACUGUAAGAUGAAUGAUUCUCUUCCUUAUGUAUUUGUGAAAACCCAUUUAUGGGUUUGUAUUUGUGAAAUUUAUGUAAAGAAUUAUACCAAGUCUUUUGCACUCCUGAGUGCUUUGUCAAGGUCUUAGUAUGUGGUUAGGACGAGACUUACAUCUCAAUCCCAUAGACAUGGGAUUGUUUCGAGCAUAGCUUAGAUAUACAGUAUAUACAUAUAUAUAUAUAUAUAUAAGGAUUUUGGGUGGCUAUAAAUAGGAGUGGCUUCAUAUGAGCCAAUAGGCCUUUAUUCUAAUGCUUGUAUAUACUAUACUCAUCCACUCUGGAAAUUCUUUUUAGAAUCAAAUAUACAUGAAAAACUAUAUAAUGUGACUGUUCUUGACUGUAUUGACCUGUGCUAAGGGGUGUUGUCUAAUGUUUUAGUGCAAACACAAUGAUGACUUCCUUUUUAUGGUAAAUUAUAACUUGAUUGGUCUCUUCUUUCAAGGAUCUUACUCUGUCGUUUGUGUUGAUUUUACUCCUUGUAUAUGUAUAGAGGACUUUUGAUCUUCCUUAAUGGGCAGUUGUACUCUAUUUUUAAGAAAAAGAGUAUUAUAUUUCAGAAUACACCUAGUCUGGUUAAUCCAGAUUAAUUGUCCAUUGCAUCCAGACACUUGUUGAAAUUGGACUUAUUCAAAAGUUUAUUAAUUUUGUGGACAAUUUGUUUGUUAUUAAAAGAUAGGUAAUUACAAGUAUGUAUUUGUACACAUACCAAAUAAUAUACCAAAAUUACAUGUUCUGUUUGUUUAUUUCCGAAGCAAAUUGGAUCAUCCCUUGUUAAAAGUUUGAUGUAUUUUUAAAUAGCAUGUGCUAUCAAAAAUUAUUAUUCUUUUAAAUUUAGUCAAGGAGAUUCACUUGGUUUUCAGUAUGAGGCUUAAAUAAGUUUUCUUUGUUAAGUUGCUCCUUUGGGGCAAUUCUCAUGUUUUCUAAUGAAGGUGGUGGGCUCUUUGCCUUACAGCUCCACUAUUCAUCAUCCUUGAACCAUUUUCCACCAAAUACUUGUCUUUCAAUUGAUUUAUUUAUCUUGGUUUUCAUUUUGCAAUCUUGCAAUAUGUUCUAGGGAACAGGUGAAUGAGAUAUUUAAGAGAUUCAGUCGAAAAUAAGGCAUAUAGUUAAUCUGAAAAGCACUUUUGUGAGCAUAAUAUUGGUCUGGUCACACUUUCUUUCUGUUCUGCUGACCAUUUGUAAAGAGUCUGUUUCUUGGCAUGAGGAAGUUCACAUAUGACUUGGCUUGAUCGGGGAAACCUGUAGAUGUGUUGGUGGUGCAGCCUAGUGGCAGACAGUGCAGGUACCCAAGAAGUAAGUUGAAGUUAGCAGACCCCACUCUUUGUGGUCACUGGUGAUACCAAGGGCUUUCAACUUUUUAUGUAUGAACUUUUAAUUACAUCUUGGGCUGGACUGAAUGAUUUCCAAUGCUUCCCUACCACCUAUAUACUGUAUAUAUGACCCUACAGAGACUGCUUGAAAAUUUCUCAGUUGUGGCUGUACGAAGUAUGUCAGCCUGCCUGAACGUGCAUGAACUGGAGAUGCUUAGAUCCAGGAAAGACUUAGGUAAAUAUUAAUUUAGAAGCAAGGUUGUUGAUAUCUGGCACAAACUACUGGAUAACAUAAUAGACAUGGGAUUGUUUCAAGCAUAGCUUAGACAGACAGUAUAUAUAAAGGAGUUUGAGUGGAUAUAAAUAGGAACCAAUAGGCCUUCUUUUUUUUUUAUUUCCUUUAUUCUAAUGUUUGUAUGUAUACUCAUCCACUCUGGAAAUUCUUUUUAGAAUAAAAUAUACAUUAAAACUAUGUACUGUAAUGUGACUGUUCUUAGCUGUACCGACCUGUGCUAGUGGGCAUUGGGGGUGUUGUCUAAUCUUUUUAGGCUCCUUAUCCUAAGGCUCUGUUCACAAAGGUGGUUUUCAUAUUAUCUUUAAGCCUUAUUUUAACUUUUUCAUAUAAAAAUCUCAGAUUUGGUAAACCACUCUUAUGAGUAUUUCUACAUACUGUACAGUAUUUGGAAGUUGGUUGCAUAGGAAUUUUUAGAAUAUAUCAUAAUACUGUAUUUGCAUUUGUACUCUCCUUGCUUUGGUGCAAUUUUAAAAUAUUGUAUUAACUUUUUAUAACAGUAAUUACUGGAUAAUUGCUUUAAUUUUAUGUAUGCUGCAGUUACAAAAUAAAAUUGUACAAAAAGA